Molecule: messenger RNA, 955 nt
Organism: Vitis riparia (riverbank grape)
Lineage: Eukaryota; Viridiplantae; Streptophyta; Magnoliopsida; Vitales; Vitaceae
Exons: 2
Coding region: 183-773 (196 amino acids)
Source: RefSeq, a predicted model, not a curated record
AAAGCAACUCAAAAGCAUCUCUUUCCCCUCUCCCUAUUGCCCUCUUAAAACCCCACAACCAAUUCCAAACCAUCAGCUCGCUUCCCAAAAAGCAACUGCAAUAUUCCCUAUUUCAAUUCUUUCUCAAUCCCAUCUUUACAAGUAACGCUCAUCAAAUACCUCAAGCAACCCAACUCCAUCUCAUGGAAGGCGAACUAUGUGAGCCAUAUGCAAAAGAAUAUGAUGGCAGAAGAAUUGCUUCCUCUUCUUCUUCAUCUUGUCCACCCUCCACCACCAGCGUUCACGUCACCGCCCUCGACGGCCUUGUCAAUGUAAACUCACUUUUCACCAUUGCAGUCUUCGUCGGUCUAUCCUUGACCACGCCCAACCAGCACAGCCUCGAGAACCGCGCUGUCUGCGACGCCGGGAUCGACGUGGCCAGGCGGCUGCUGGUGUUUGAGGUUGUGUCCUUCAGCUUCUUCCUCUUCUCCUCCUUGAUUGCUCAGGGCUUGAAGCUCGCCAUCAAUCUCCUCAACAGCAAGGAUGUGGACGACGCCUUUAGGGCUCAUAUCAAUCUCAAAGUCCUGAGGUUUGGGAUGUUGGGGUCCGCCGUGGGAUCCGUGCUCGGGUGCUUGUUCUUGAUGCUCUCGAUGGUGAAUGUGAUCGAGAUUCGGCUCGGAUUGCUGAGCUGCGGAAGCAGAUCUGCGGUUCACGCGGUGGCGGCUCUCCUCGUACUGGUUUCUAGUGCUCUGGUUGUUUACAUUUCCACCGCUGUCUAUGCCUUUAUGCACUGAUGCAUUGCAUACAACUCUCACCAGCUUUUGCUUGAUGAUUAUCCAUAAUUGCAUUAUUACUUUGUUUGCAAAAUGAAUAGCAUUAAACUCAUAAUUUUAUUCACCAUAUGUAUGUAUAUCAACUACUCUUUCUAGUUCAAUUUUCCGGGAAAACAUAAUGUGUGAUGUUUGGAUGUGUGUUA